UGCCCUGCAGCUUCAGUGCCACACCCGCCGGUGGAAAGGGGCCAACGGGGCACUGUCCCCCGGCUCCACUCCGGGAAAUUCCCCGGCAGCUCCCGGCAGGGAAUAAAAGCACGGGAGAGAAAGGGGGCCGCCUCGCCGGCUCUCGCACUCUCUCCGCCGCCAGCACCAGCCAUGAACCCGCACCUUCGCCUCCUCGUCGUCCUGGCCGCCGCCGCUCUAUGCCAGGGAGCGCCGCCAGCCGGGGAGCUGCGCUGCCGCUGCGUGCGGACCGUGUCCGAGGUGAUCCCGCCGCGGCGCCUGGCCCGCCUGGAGUUCCUCGUGGAGGGGCCCCACUGCGCCGUGCCCGAGGUCAUAGCCACGACGAAGCAGGGACAGAUGGUCUGCCUGAACCCCACCGCACCCUGGGUCAAGCUGCUGGUCACCAGGAUACUCCGCAGUUCACCCAACAAGCUCUGAGGGAAGGAACAUCUCGGAAUGAAGUGACCUGUUUGCCACAAGAUGCCAGGAGACAGAUGCUGUGAGAAGAAAAUAGCUCAACUCUCUAGUUUUGAUGAGUUUGUAGAUAAGAUGUUCUGUGUUUCACUUCCUUUCCUCAUAUUUGUUAUUGCCUAAUACUAUGUACGGAUUUAUUGACUGAGAUAAAGUGAUUGAAUCCAUUUGGUCAGACAGCAUACUCUUUGCUGGACACCUCUCAGCAACAUUCUUACAGUUUGCUCCACCUUUGUGCAAGCUCCUUCCUACCAAAUACUAUUUGCCAAUGAGUUCUUAUAAAAACAGCAUUAAUGUCUGAAAACAAGAUGGGCCCAUUGUGGAGCUAGUUUUGCAAAUAUCUGCAGAGAGUGUGACAGGAGAGGUUUGAAUGGAUCAUGCCGAUGAUCAGGGAUUAUCCUUCUGUCAGGAAUAACAAGAGUCCUGCCUGGCACUUAACAUUUCAGUGCCCGUUCAGGAUUACAUGGGUAUAAAACCUGGUUCAAGCAAGAAUGUUUUGCUGAAUCUCUUUUUCCUACUCCAACUCACCAGCCUGUAAUGCAGAAUGCCUUGGAUCCUUUUGCACAAGAUACCGUCCAAAGAAAUCACAAAUGUUGCCCCUGAAGCCUUGCCCCUAUUCAAUACUUAGUAGAGUUUAAUAAUUUCUAUGAAAUUAUGGGGGUUCGUGCCGUGACUGGUUUGGUUUUUAACCAGAUGAUGUUGGGGUUGGUUAGUUGGUUUGUUUUUAAAUGAGUUUACAUUAAAGUAUUUGGUAUUUAUGCACAAGAUCUAAAGGAACAGUAAAUGUUCUGAAGUGACUUAGAUAUUUUAUGUCUACUUGUAUGACAUACUGUCAUAGCUCAUCAAGAAUAACUAAUUUUCAUUAUUCUGCUUUGGAAAAUUGUAUGUAAAGAGGUAGAUUUCUCGUGAUAAUGUAAUGAAAUAAAUGAUGCAAUAAAAGAGUUUUCCUGUUGGAAAAUAUA
Messenger RNA from Corvus hawaiiensis (hawaiian crow), 1451 nucleotides. RefSeq names its product growth-regulated alpha protein-like. Gene Ontology annotation, cellular component: extracellular region. The record is from RefSeq and is a predicted model, not a curated record. Gene Ontology annotation, molecular function: chemokine activity; CXCR chemokine receptor binding. Gene Ontology annotation, biological process: antimicrobial humoral immune response mediated by antimicrobial peptide; neutrophil chemotaxis; inflammatory response. NCBI's taxonomy places the organism in Eukaryota, Metazoa, Chordata, Aves, Passeriformes, Corvidae. The transcript is spliced from 4 exons. The coding region runs from base 172 to 456 and encodes 94 amino acids.